Molecule: messenger RNA, 1761 nt
Organism: Hyalella azteca
Lineage: Eukaryota; Metazoa; Arthropoda; Malacostraca; Amphipoda; Hyalellidae
Product: myosin-3
Source: RefSeq, a predicted model, not a curated record
CGCGCAGUGGGGAUCUUCUCGAACACCGGCAGUGGGUGCGGCGCGUCGCGACCCCAGCCCGGCAAGAAGUAUGCUCCACAGCAGCGUCUGUAUGCUGACGUCGGUGUAAAGCAUCAGCAGCAGGAGACGGGACUGGCCAAGCGUGACUCCCUGCAAGCCAAACUGCAGCUAGAAACAGACAACAUUUUGCGAUGGAAGGCCGUCACCGAGGUGGAGCUGAGCGACACGAAGCAACAGCUCGAGGAGAGCGAGAACACAGUGGCGACCCUGCGACGCAAUCUCGAGAGCCUGCAGCUUCAGUCUCACAAACUGAACAACGAACUGGCACAGCAGCAGCACCGCAGUCACCUCGUCGACAACAAAGUGGGCAUAACUCGGGCCAUGAUGGCAGAGUUGCAGCAGCAGCAGAGCUCUCUACAGAGCGUCACAGAGCAGUUCAGCGCCAACAGACAAGCGCUGGAACAGAGGCAGCAAGAAACAGAAGCUGCUCUGUAUAAGAUACAGGAGUCGGUUCGUAAGCGGGAGGCUGAACAGAAACAGCAAGUGCAGGAGUUUAUUCUCAAAUGCGAGCGCACAAUGAAUGGCGCGGAUGAACGAGUUAAGGAGGCUGAGCAGCAAAUGAGAGUGACCUGCACUGAGCUGCAUGAGUGCAAGCAGCAGCUCUCCAGCACAGAGACUCAGCUGCAGCAGAGUAAUCAGCAGCUGCGUGACUUGCAGCUGCAGCUUCAGCGUCUGCAGCAACUGGAAGCUGGGCUCACCCGUGACCUGGCCGAGGUGCGAGCUGAGCUGGCAGAGCAGCGCGAGUCUGCAGGCCAGGAGGUGGCCGCCCUGCAGAGACGCUCUGCUGACCUGCAGCGUCGACUUGACAACGCACAACUCAAGACUUCGGAGACCAUGGAGGACUUGGCGCUCGCAGCAGACAAGAUCAGCGCCCUGGAGGACGUGCAGCUCACCAUGCAGGAGAACAGGACCGAGUUGUGCGACACCAUCGAGCAGCUCAGGCACGAAGCAGCGCUUCUUGAGAAGAAGAACCUCGAGACUGAACAGAAGGCUGCCGAGUUUGGGGCGGCAAGCAUGGAGGCAAAGCGGGAGAGUGCGAGCGUGAAAGCCGCUAUGGUGCAACUGCAGGACCUACUCAAGGAGGUCGAAGAGCAGCUCCAGGAGUCGCAAAAGGCGCUGGCGACGGCAACAGAAGCAGCGGAGCAUCAGCGCAACGAGACACUGUCGCAGAUACAAGCCCUACGAGACCAGAUGCGUGAGGCGGAAGCAUCGCAUGAGGCGGUGCAGCAGGAGACCCAGCAGGCCGCUAUACUGCAGAUUAACUCACUGCAGCAGACGCUGCAGGACCAGGAGGCUCAGCUGGACGAGUUACGCAGCAAACUUCGCUCUGCUGAAGACGCGCUGCAGGAUAACCAGCAGUGCUACCAGUUGCUGCAGGAGCAACACGACGCACUCAAGCAGGAGAUGGAUGUGCUGAAGGUACAAACUACUGCAGACGCAGCAGCCAUGGCACACAUGCAAGAGCAGAUCACGUACAAGGACGACGCUCUCCUGCAGUUACAGCUCGAGUUCGGUGAACUGCAGCUGACGCAGCAAGCGCAGCAGGCUGCUCUUACUCUACAGCGGCAUGAGGCCUUAGAAAAGGUUACUCGUCAUAGCCAGGGGCUCGUUGAUCGCAAACAUUUUGAUUUUGUGUCAUGUGAGUGCUGGGGAGCAGAAGCAGCAAGAGCUGAGCCAGGAGUGCGAGCGACUGAUAGCUGA